AUGGCUUUUCCAAAUUGUCAAACCCAAGCCUCUACUACAGUGGCACUGAUGAAACCCUUUCAGUGGUAUGUGAAUUGGGUGCGUGCGAAUCCGGAAAACGCCAGCAGUCUUGAACGGCUCUCGCGCACGGGUUCUCUUAUUUUCUGUAAUCAUAGCAACCUACUUAGCAUGGAGUUCUUCUCCGCGCUAUUUAAGGUUCACAAGUUCUCGAAUCAGACAAUUAUGCAAACGGCCUAUCGCCGUGUGACGUGCUCGGAGGUCAUUAUCUAUCUAUUACAGGUCAUCCAGGAGGUGGAGUGCCUCUUUGAGCUGACCUUGCGGAAGUACACCUCCCACACCCGGGCGUGGGACGCCCUGGCCGCGCUGCAGGCCCUCAAAUGCCUCCUCAACGCGUGCGUGCACCGCCAGCUCUUCCUCGUGCCGUGGAUGUGGGCCUCCAUUAAGCGAUCGGUGAAACGCGUCCUGGGGAUGGUGCUGCGGCUUCCACGUCGGCUGCUGCUCAAAGAGGCCCCUGGCGAGGGCGCCGGCGAGGCUAAAAAGGCGAAGGUGGCGUCAAGGAGCGUCAUGGGGAGCGUUCUCGGGCCGAACGCCACCCGACUGGUGAUCCCACGCGUCAUCUCGGGGCGGCGGCGCCGCGCCGACAGCGCGUCGGAGCAACGAGGCGAGGAGUCCGACAGCGACGACGGCGGUGCGGAGGUCCCGUUCACGUGGAUUGAUAUUUUUGGCCUGGUUAUUGAUGGGUUUAUGUUGUUAAGGCCGCUGCUGCUCGUAUGCGUCGCGCGUCGUUGCUUUCUCAAGGGCUCCCCAGGCGAUCAUGUCGCCCGUCUAACGCAGCACCAGGAUCCGUCCAAGCACGCCAAUGGUUUGGUCGAGGAUUCGGAAAAGCCGGACCCCGACGCCGCGGACAAAGCACCCGGUAGCAAAUCCGCAGACCCGGAGUGGAUUAUUCGAGCGACGAUGGCCGCCACCCCAUUUGAGACGCUCUUUCCAAGUUGGCGGUGGUGGGCCGUCUUCGCGUUCCUGGAUGGCUUCGUGUUGCUAGCGGCGCGAUUCAUCCGGGUGAAUCGAGUUCCCGUGGUCUAUAUCCACUCCACACCAGAGAAUGACGGCGUGGAGAGGAUACGGGCGACCUCCGAGAGGAGUCACCACGGCAAUGAUUCUGCCGUGGAGGAGGAAGGGGCGGAGUCUAUUGAGGAAGUUGGGAACCCGCCAGGGGCACGGAUGGACUUCGUCUAUGAUCUGCCCGUCGUUUCACGUGAUAGCCUUCGCUCACAACAGGCCCUACGGAAUUUGGCCUACAACUUCCUACGUGACCCCUUCUUUACGGCGUCUAUUAAGGAGUUUAUCUAUCGGCAUUUCAUAAAGGGCUUCAUUAACAGAAUUCCCAUCCUGGGCUCCCUCGUGGCCUUCCAAGUAUCUUAUUAUCUUGCUAUGCAGCACCAUAGCUUUUUGUACUCCGUGGGACAAUAG
Phytomonas sp. EM1 is the source of this 1470-nucleotide messenger RNA. The record is from the annotation of a GenBank genome assembly. Lineage: Eukaryota; Euglenozoa; Kinetoplastea; Trypanosomatida; Trypanosomatidae.